GAAGAAAAUGCCUCCACAAGUCUCUAAUGGCGGUGCUUCUCAGAUCGGUCCUUCGGUUCAGUUAUGUAAUGGCUCAGGCUUACGUUCAAGUCCCAAGCAUGGUGGAACAGCUACUAGGAGGAUGAAAUACCAUGGAAAGAAGCUGCUUCCGGUUCUUGUUCUCAUCCUUUCUUGCCUUUCCAUUCUCAGGCUUCUUAAAAUAGCAAUGAUUGCUUCACAUUCUUCGUCUUCGUUUCAAUCAAAUGCACCGUCGACGGUGGCUUUAGAGGCCGACCGCCGUGUCAAAACCUCCACGGCCUCCGCCCUCACCCCGAAGGAAUUCAUGCUUCUUUCGAAGAUCAUUACACGUAAAGCGCCGUGUAAUCUCCUUGUUUUCGGUCACCAUUCACAGUACUUCGAUCUCUCGUCAAUAAACGCAAGGGGAAUCACUGUUUUUCUCGACGAUGAUCCUCGCAAGAAAAUCGAAAUCAAAGCUGAUUCCAACGGAACUCGAGUUUAUAACGUCGAGUACCGAACACCGGCCAAGGAGGCAUACGAUUUGCUCAAGCAUGCAAGGGGAAAUCCGGCUUGUUCUCCCGCCGUAAACCUGAUAAAUCAAUCCAGCUGCAAACUGGCACUGAGGAACUUGCCCGAAGAAAUAUAUAAGCUGAAGUGGGACUUGGUGGUGGUGGACGGGCCGACCGGGGACUCGCCGGAUGCACAGGGGAGGAUGUCGACGAUCAACACCGCAGGCAUGUUGGCGAGAGGUACCGGUGAAACGACCGAUGUUGUGGUUCAUGAUGUUGAUCGGACGAUUGAAAAAUGGUUUUCUUGGGAGUUCUUGUGCCAACAAAACUUGGUUUCUGCUAAAGGGAAACUCUGGGAUUUUAGAAUAGCCGCGGAUCAAUCCAAUUCUACAAGCUUUUGUUCUUCUGAAACGCUUCAUGUAAUGCCAUAG
Messenger RNA from Hibiscus syriacus, 937 nucleotides. RefSeq names its product glucuronoxylan 4-O-methyltransferase 1-like. The coding region runs from base 8 to 937 and encodes 309 amino acids. The transcript has a single exon. The record is from RefSeq and is a predicted model, not a curated record. Lineage: Eukaryota; Viridiplantae; Streptophyta; Magnoliopsida; Malvales; Malvaceae. Gene Ontology annotation, biological process: xylan biosynthetic process.